CCGGCAAUUAAGAUUAAAAUUGUAGGGUGAUUACAAUAUGUGUAAUACUAAUUAAUACCUACGUAAAUCGCCAUAUAAAACUCCUUGUGAGAAGGAGUAUGCAUGGUAGGUCUGACUCUUAGCUAUGAUGGGGCACCUCUGAGUCAGUGAUUGCUAUUCUACCAAUAAUCAGCAGCUUUAAAUUGUUUAUUCUAGCUUUGGUAAGAGAUCGAUGAGGUGACACUAUAUAAUUAUGCGCAGUGAGACCAUGUUUUAUAAUAUUUUCAUCCAAUCAAUCAGGAAAGCACAAGAUAGAAGUUAAUCAACAAUGUCAAAUGAAAGUGCAGCAGCGGAUUCCGAUCCCAACUCCGGCGUUGAUCCUUACCAGCGCCUCCAGAUAGCACGCAAUCCCGACGGCAGCAUCACGCGCUUGUUCAAAAGUCCAGACGCCCCGCCCUCAUCUGAUCCCAAGCUUCCCACUCCAGUUCUCACCAAAGACAUCCCCAUCAACCAAUCAAAUAACACCUGGCUUCGACUGUUCCUCCCCCGCCAUGUACUGGACCAAACCUCACCAACUACCAAGCUCCCUCUCGUCGUUUAUUACCAUGGUGGAGGCUUCAUAUUACUUAGCGCAGCCUCAACCAUUUUCCAUGAUUUCUGUUUCAACUUUGCAGCCGGCGUCCCCGUGAUCGUCGCAUCUGUCGAGUACAGGUUGGCUCCUGAGCACCGGCUGCCGGCGGCUUAUGAUGAUGCAGUGGAGGCGCUUCACUGGAUCAAAACCAGCCAAGAUGAUUGGUUGAGAGACUACGCUGACCUCUCCAAUUGUUUCCUUAUGGGAUCCAGUGCUGGGGGUAACAUAGCCUACAAUGCGGGACUUCGUGCGGCUGCUGAGGGCAUUGACCUUCUCCACCCGUUGAAGAUUAGAGGGCUGAUAUUGGUGCAACCGUAUUUCGGGGGGAAUCGAAGGACUAGUUCAGAGUUGAGGUUGGUGAACAACCCUGUUUUGGCGCUAAGUGUCUGUGAUCUCAUGUGGGACUUGUCGUUGCCUAUCGGGGCUGACCGUGAUCACGAGUAUUGCAAUCCAAUGGCGCGUGGCGAUUCUAAUGGCUUUGAUCAAGUGAAAGCACUUGGGUGGAAAAUCUUGGUGAGUGGCUCUGAUGGAGACCCGCUGAUCGAUCGUCAGAUUGAGCUGGUGAAGAUGUUGGAGGCAAAAGGUGUACAAGUGGUGAGUCAGUUUAUCGAAGGAGGUUAUCAUGGGGCUCAAGAUGUUGAACCCUCCAACGCCAAGGAUGUGUUUGUGCUUGUUAAACAUUUCAUAUUUCCUUAAUUUGUAACUUUUGCACUUUUCCAAUAAUGUUAUGAUAUCAAAAAUAAAAUACACAAAUCCUUGGUUAACUAUCCCGUAGAACAAGGCCUAAACAUGCAAAGUGCUGCAUCAUUAUGAAUUUCAUCACAUUGAAAAAUUCACUCACAGCCCUAAAAAGGAGAAGGAAAAAAAAAUACAAAGAAGAACAUCAGGAAGAUUGCCUUGAAUAGCUUUCUAAGAUCGCUGCAGUGCAAUGGAGAAAAGCAGCCAAAGAUAGAAAUAGCCAAAAACCAAAGGAAUUCACAAAAAUAACAUAGACCCAGUGAAAAAUUGAAUAAAUUAGAUAUUUAGAACAUGACUUUAAUCU
This is a messenger RNA of Rosa rugosa (rugosa rose), 1652 nucleotides long. Its product is annotated as carboxylesterase 1. The record is from RefSeq and is a predicted model, not a curated record. The transcript has a single exon. Bases 308 to 1306 code for a protein of 332 amino acids. Gene Ontology annotation, molecular function: hydrolase activity. Lineage: Eukaryota; Viridiplantae; Streptophyta; Magnoliopsida; Rosales; Rosaceae.